Messenger RNA from Gorilla gorilla gorilla (western lowland gorilla), 4659 nucleotides. It is a transcript of the gene CLHC1, whose product is annotated as clathrin heavy chain linker domain containing 1. Lineage: Eukaryota; Metazoa; Chordata; Mammalia; Primates; Hominidae. The coding region runs from base 1197 to 2957 and encodes 586 amino acids. The transcript is spliced from 12 exons. The record is from RefSeq and is a predicted model, not a curated record.
CCUCCAGGAGGACCAUCCACUGGGUGUCGGGGGAGCUUCUGCCCCAAGUAGCAGGAGGGAGCUGUCAAGGCAUGGAGUUCACACUCAAACACUCCCAGAGGACGGCACUCUGCAUGGGACGCCAUCCAGCUCCUUUGACUGUGGAAUCAAGUACAUUAUCAGCUGGCCCCUGGCUCCUGGCUGUGACCUCCCUUCGCUUGAACUGAGCCUUGUGUGUAAGGGCGUAUCAAGUUGUAUGGGCUUCGCCGCUGGGUGAUCCCAAAUGCAACUCCAGGAAGCAUGGGUUACCAAUGACUUUAAGGUUAACGAUCAGCUGGGCGCGGUGGCUGACGCCUGUAAUCCCAGCACUUUGGGAGGUCGAGGCGAAUGGAUCACGAGGUCAGGAGUUCAAGACCAGCCUGGCCAACGUGGUGAAACCCCCAUCUCUACUAAAAAUACAAAAAUUAGCCGGGCGUGGUGGCGGGCGCCUAUAGUCCCAGCUACUCAGGAGGCUGAGGCAGGAGAAUCGCGUGAACUCGGGAGGCGGAGCUUGCAGUGAGCCGAGAUCUCGCCGCUGCACUCCAGCCUGGGCGGCAGAGCGAGACUCCGUCUCAAAAAAAAAAAAAAAGUUACGAUCCGAUCGCGGGUGUGCGUGAACCUGACCCUGCUUCUCUUCUGAACACCGGGGCGUCCUGGGCCCCUGCCGAGGCUCCUGGGGGCGGUGCCUGUGAGCAGGGACCGCUGAGCGGGUCUGGGGGCGCCAGUGGUCCCCGCGAGCCUCCGCGCGCCCUCCCUCGCCCCAGAGCCGUCUGAGGUCGGGGGAACCGUCCCCCGAGGCCGACACGCCGCUCCUCCAUCCGGUCCCCAAAGCCGAGAGCGGCCGCGCCGACCCUUGGCGCUCGGAGCACAGCAGGCCACGCCGGCACGGAACUCAGUCCCGGCGAGCGGGAGGUGCCCUGAGGCUGCGCGGGGCCGGCCCACAGCGCGCUCGCCCCCGCCAGGCCGCCGCCGCCCAUGAUUCUUUACUGAAAGCGGUACAAUGCGGCUGCUUGAAAGCUAUACUCUGAAAACUACUGUUAUUUUUGACAUCAUUGAGGGAUGGAUUUUAGCAGAAGUCCGGACCUCUUUUUGCUUGGCUUAUCAAAGUUUUGGCUUUGUUGCAAGAGCAGGUCAAGAUUUAGCUGUUCUUCAGUGAACAAGUGUGCAGAUUGUCAAAUAUGUCAGUUCAUCAAAUAAGAAAACAUGCAGUUCUCCCACCUAUCAUUUGUAGAAGUGACAAGGAAUUUUUGGAAAGUGUGCAAAGAUACAUAAUUACAGAAACUGAAAGACUGGGCUGUAGUGAGGAAGGACCUGCUGAUGAAUAUUACAUCAUAUACCGAAAUGUUUUUGAUAAGGUAAUAGAGCAUGUCACUGCAUACAAAUCCAUUCUUACUUCAAUCAAAAAAGAAUAUGAUGCCUUUAUUGAGACAAUAAAGAAAGACCGAAGAACUACAUUUUGUCUUCGUGGAAAACUUAAAGGUUUGGCAGCAGAGCCUACAGCUUUGGUAUAUUACAGGAAAAGAACAAUCCAACUUGAAGCAAAAAUGAGGAUUAUCGAAAGUAAUUCCUCGAAGAUUCAAUCUCAAAUAGAUCAAAUCAAGCAGUGUAGGGCAGAGUAUGACACAAAAGAAGUAAAAUAUUGUACUUUGUCCCAAGAUCCUUCAAAACCUAUUCCAGGCAUGACUCUUCAAGAAUCCAUGAAUCUAGAUGCUCUCACUAAAUACAUGAAACAUCUUGAAGAUAAAUAUGCAGAAAUUAAACAAGCUAUGUUGAUAAAAUAUGUGCCAGCUCAGAGGAAGGCUGAUUUAGAUGAAGAAAUGAUUGUGUUAUUAAAACGGCGAGAUGUAGCUGAAAAUCUGAAUAAAAAAUUACAGUUUUGUCAUCAAAGACUGCAGAUAAUUUCACAGGCACUUACUUCAUGGGUAAAAUCUGAUAUGAGCAGCCCAUUUCAAGACUUUGUGGAGCAAAUUCAGAAAACCAAAUAUUUACAAGGUGACCAAGGCAUUGUUGAAGAACUAAUGGAAGAUGAUCCACGCAGGGCAAAAGAAGCUGAAAUUAUGCUUCACUACAUUGAAAGAUUUAAUGAGUUAAUCUCACUUGGUGAAUAUGAAAAGGCAGCUUGUUAUGCAGCAAACAGUCCUAGAAGAAUUCUUCGAAACAUUGGUACAAUGAAUACAUUUAAGGCUGUUGGAAAAAUUAGAGGAAAGCCUCUUCCAUUACUCUUAUUUUUUGAGGCCAUGUUUAUCACAAGUCAUGCUUUUCCAUGUCCUGUUGAUGCAGCUCUAACCCUGGAAGGAAUCAAAUGUGGAUUAUCGGAAAAACGGUUAGAUUUAGUUACCAAUUGGGUUACACAGGAAAGACUGACAUUUUCUGAGGAGGCUGGGGAUGUGAUUUGUGAUUAUGGGGAGCAGGAUACUUAUAACAAGGCCAAGUGCCUGGCUUUAGCUCAGAUUAUCUACAGUGAAUGUGGCCUGCACAAGAAAGCUAUUCUUUGCUUGUGUAAACAGGGUCAGACUCAUAGGGUCAUGGAGUACAUACAGCAGUUGAAGGACUUUACUACCGAUGACCUGUUGCAGCUAUUAAUGUCAUGUCCCCAAGUUGAAUUAAUUCAGUGUCUCACUAAAGAGUUGAACGAGAAACAACCAUCUUUAUCUUUUGGUCUUGCUAUACUUCAUCUGUUCUCUGUAGACAUGAAAAAAGUUGGCAUUAAGCUACUUCAGGAAAUCAAUAAAGGUGGUAUAGAUGCAGUAGAAAGUCUUAUGAUAAAUGAUUCCUUUUGCUCCAUAGAAAAGUGGCAAGAAGUGGCAAAUAUAUGUUCACAGAAUGGCUUUGACAAAUUAUCUAAUGACAUCACGUCUAUUCUUCGAUCUCAGGCUGCAGUUACAGAAAUUUCUGAAGAGGAUGACGCAGUCAACCUAAUGGAACAUGUGUUUUGGUAGUUCUAUAUCUUAACCAGCUGAGGGAGCUUGUACAACACCUUAUGUAUGCUGGUUGGGCAAACUGAUUUUAACAUAACUAACUUAUAAAUAAAUCUAGAGUAAGAAGAUCUCAGAAAUAAAUCACACUUUUGUUAUGAUGACAUUUAGAUUUGUCUUUGAAAUAUUUAUACUAUUGCUUCCUUUUCCCCAUAUGGUCAUUUCUUAUAUUGAAUCUUGAUAAAAUCCAAGAUUAUAACUUUCUGUGAAACAGUGUAGGGCAUUUUUAUCUAAGGACAUAAGCUAAUGUCCAGAUAUAUUACUUUCUGGUGAUGUAAUAUGAUAGCAAGAACUGAGGAAGGUGUGGGUAGUAUCCUGUGUGUUAGACUGUCUUCCCAAACAUGAAAUGCUACAAGCCUGACUUGACCAGAAAAGCAGGAUAUCAUUUCAAGGUUGGACUUGCUGGCAAAAACCUAGAGUAUAGUAAUUUUGUACUGCUGAUUUAAAGAUGUGCCCCAUGCUUUGAUAUAUAUAAAUAUGGCAAAGCUUAGGCUUCUAGUAUAAAAGCUGGGACUCUUGGCAUGUUAUUACUUAGAGAGAAGACCAGUCGAAUUUUGCAUAGAAGUAGACCUGUGAUACCUAUAGGUAUGGAAAAUAUGUCAUAAGAAGUGGUUUUGGAUUAUUUCAAGUGUCUGAAUAAGUAUUUGAUUGAAAACUCUGAAAGUUCUGUGCCAUGGACAGGUGUAAUAUUAAAAAUAUUUAAUGAUUAGUAUGGCAUGGGCACAAAUCAAGCAGAACAGAUACCUAAUUAAUCAGAACAGCCUUUAGCCCUUAUGCUACGCCAGAGCUUACUAGCUAAAUGUCAUCCUUGACCAUGGAACAUGGUUAAAAUGAGCUGCUGGCUGGGCAAGGUAGCUCAUAUCUGUAAUCCCAGCACUUUGGGAGGUCGAGGCAGGAGGAUCGCUUGAGCCCAGGAGUUUGAGACCAGCUAGGCAACACAGUGAGAUCCCGUCUCUGUUAUUAAAAAAAGAAAAAAAAAUUUCAAGUAAAAAAUGAAAAUGAUCUGCUAUUAGAAUAAGAGCAAAGAGCAUAACUUUUCCCGUCCUAAAUUUAAAUUGAAUAUGUAUUUUUAUGUUAUAGUGGAAAGAAGAUGAACGGGGAGUCAGACAGCUUCAUAUUAAAAUUCUGGUCCUACCUCUUACUCACUUAUAAAAUAUGGGCAGUCUUCCCUUAGGCUUGUUGUGAGGAUUAGUGAUAAUGUAUGUGUAGUGUAAGUGUAUAACAUGAUAGAGGAACUUAGUAAAAGAUAGCUGUAAUUCCUUUGUAAUCGGCCCCAGAAACACACAUUUCUCUACUUAGUUUGUACUUACUAAAUCCCAUAUGUCUAUUCAUUUGUAUUUAUAUGUUUAUCCUUCUUUAAAGUAUUUGAUAUAUUGGUACGACUUAUUGCUGAGAUUAAGUUAUCUGUCCACACUCGUAUUAGGGUUGCCUGGCUUAUCUUAUAAAUUCAGAAGCAUUCAAGCUGAGUUUUUAAUUUUUCCAUUUGGUGCUAAAUAGAAUACUGGAUAAUUAUAAUUCAGCUUUCUAAAACGUAGCAUUUUUAAAGUAAUACAUGUGCAUAGUUUAAAAAGCAAUUUAUUACUAAAAGGCUUAUCAAAAUAAUAUUUUGAUUUUUGGCCUUCAUACAGGCUGUUGAAAAGAGCAGAUAAAGGAUGGAAAAAAGGAA